Molecule: messenger RNA, 3471 nt
Organism: Cyclopterus lumpus (lumpfish)
Lineage: Eukaryota; Metazoa; Chordata; Actinopteri; Perciformes; Cyclopteridae
Gene: bcl6aa
Product: BCL6A transcription repressor a
Exons: 9
Coding region: 101-2263 (720 amino acids)
Biological process (GO): negative regulation of transcription by RNA polymerase II; regulation of immune system process; regulation of cytokine production
Molecular function (GO): protein binding
Source: RefSeq, a predicted model, not a curated record
AACGUCGCACCCCUGCUACGGCAAAGUGGUACGGUCUCGGGCUCAAAUUCCGAGAAUUGAGCUCGUCCGAUUCUUAGAACUGGGGUUCUUAGAAGUGGUGAUGCAAGAAGUUUCUAGGAAAGCGCUACCAGAACUUGACAAAAUGGCUUGCGCAGCAGACAGCUGCAUACAGUUCACGCGCCAUGCAAGCGAUGUCCUGCUCAACCUGAACCGGCUGCGGAGCAGAGACAUUCUCACCGACGUCACCAUCUUGGUCAACAGGCAGCAGUUUCGUGCACACAAGACCGUUCUCAUGGCCUGCAGUGGGCUGUUUUACAGCAUCUUCACCGACUCCCACAAGUGCAACCUCAACGCCAUCAGUCUGGACCCAAAGGUGGACCCAGAGGGCUUCGCCAUCGUGCUGGAGUUCAUGUACACCUCCCGUCUCACGCUAAAGGAGAGUCUGAUCAUGGCGAUCAUGAACACGGCCAUCUACCUGCAGAUGGACCACGUCGUGGACACCUGCCACAGAUUCAUCAAAACCAGCGAUCCGUCCGCUAAGCUGCCCAGAGACGAGUUCUUGGUCAGUCCCUUGGUCUUACCUCAGGAUGUCCAUGCGUACCGGCCCCACGAUGUGGUCGACAGUUUGCACAGCCGCGUAGCUCCUUUCAGGGAUGGGAGGCCCUACGGCUCAAACAUGUUCAACGGGGUCAGCACCCCCAGCAACUACCAUCUCUACGGGCAGUUUCCCAUGCCAGGAUUCCCCUUCCCUCUCUGCAAACUGACCGAUGCCAAAAACGCUUUUGCCGACCUCUCUAAGAGUGGCAUCCACCACAAGCACUGUUCCCCGCAUGACAGCGCCAACAUCAUCCGGGCGGAAUACACCAGGGCAGUUGGUGCCGGCUCCUCCGGCAUCAUUCACUCCACCACCUACGCUUCGAGGGAGCUCGGGAGGGACGACGAGAUGCGGAGGGAGAGCCACGAGGCGGUCGGCCAGUCCAUCGCCCUCGGCACAAGGAAGCGAGCGUUUCCCACGCAGACCCUGGAACACCAGAGAGACUCGGUAAAGGAUCACGCCCCCCAGGCGGAGGAGGACCUGAUCCAUCACCACUACCCGCUGGGGAUCUCCACCACUGGACGCAAGGGCCUCAUGAGCAGCCCGCAGAGCCCCCUCAAAUCAGACUGCCAGCCCAACUCCCCGACGGAGUCGAGCAGCAGCAAGAAUGCCGGUCUCUCCCAAGCGGCAGCCGGCGGGGGCGUGCAGACUCCGCAAGGCUUGCAGGACCCCAAGUCCCGAAACUGGAAGAAGUACAAGUUCAUCGUGCUGAACCAGAGCGCGAAGGAAGAGGAGGCGGGUCUGCGGGACCCCGGGCUUCGUUCCCCUCAGCGCCUCGGCCUGCAGUCCUACCUCCACCCCAGCGACUCAGAGAACCUGGACCCGCAAGCCACCAGCAAGAGCAGCGAUCACAGCGAGGACCUGCCCGUGCCCCAGGCUAGUCGUCUCAACAACAUCAUCAACAGUGCACUGGAGGGCUCACUGAGGAACGGAGACGGCCCCCCUCCACACUACCUGAGCCGGCUCAACUGCUCGUCCUGCGGCACGCCGUCCCCGCAGCACUCCGAGGUGUGUCCCAAGACCCCCAGGUCCCGCCUGGCAGAGGAGAUGACGGAGCUGCACUCAGAAUACUCCGACUCCAGUUGCGAAAACGGAACGUUCUUCUGCAACGAGUGCGACUCCAAGUUUGCUGAGGACGAGGCGCUGAAGCAGCACAUGCUCCAGAUGCACAGCGACAAGCCAUACAAGUGCGACCGCUGCCAGGCUGCUUUCCGAUACAAGGGCAACCUCGCCAGCCACAAGACCGUCCACACGGGGGAGAAGCCGUAUCGCUGUAACAUCUGUGGCGCUCAGUUUAACAGACCAGCUAACCUCAAGACUCACACACGCAUCCACUCAGGAGAGAAGCCAUACAAAUGUGAGACGUGCGGAGCUCGUUUUGUACAGGUGGCUCAUCUGCGCGCCCACGUGUUGAUCCACACCGGCGAGAAGCCAUAUCCGUGCGAGAUCUGUGGAACGCGCUUCCGUCACCUGCAGACGUUGAAGAGCCACCUGCGCAUUCACACGGGAGAGAAGCCCUACCAUUGCGAGAAAUGCAACUUGCACUUCCGCCACAAGAGCCAGCUGCGGCUGCAUCUGCGGCAGAAGCACGGCGCCAUCACCAACACCAAGAUCCAGUACCGCAUGUCGACGGCGGACAUGCCCACCGACUUGACGAAGGCGUGCUGAGCCACAGGGAGAGGACGGUUUCAAUCUUGACCUUGGCAUUUUAAAAAGACCCCAACUUGUACAAUCAUCCAAAAUUGUAGUGCCACACUGUGUUCAUUAGACGGAUAACUGGGCUGCGUACGCCAUCUAAACGGGUUUCCACUACAUGUGAACGUAGAGCCACUAACGGCGUCUUAGUCACUUUAUUGUUUCUAUGUAGAUAUAAAUAUAAAUAUAUAUAUAUAUAUAUAAAUAUAUAUAUAUAUGUGUAUGUCGGGAGUGUUUCUAAGCUUUGAAGGUACGUAUAUAAAGAUUUAUUUUGUUGAGAAGGACAGAAUGUAAACAAUCAGUGUUUUUGAAAAUACAGUAUUUUAUAUCAGAGAACUUACUUUUCUGAAAGUAUGGAACAUUUUGAUCGACGGGUGGUACAUAUAUUUUGAGAUUCCCAGAUUUGCGGCCGCACAGUUGUUUUUUUAUGUAGAUGUAUGUACAUGUUGCACCUUGUCAAGUUGCCAUAUUCAUGUGAACAGGUGAGGGGAAAAAAAGAAAAGGAAGAAACAUUGUAAUUGGGUUUUGUCAAACAUAUCAGAUGGUUCUGCAUGAGGUACUCUCUUACCGUCGGCGCCGCACAUGGAGUGGGCACACGGCAUAAAUAUUGUGACAUAUUGUGUAAUUAUAUCUGUGGGGUUGCUCUCUGCUGGCGGAUCCAAUCCAAGUGUUGAGAUGCAUUUCGAGGCUUUGUUAUGACCAAGAAAAUAUUUUGCUUUGAGUGUAUUUGUAUAGAUGUGACUUUUGUUUGUUUGUUUUCCAUAAGUGAAUGUUUACAGUUUUGCUCAUUGUUCUAGCUCCUACAGUAACUUGUGUACGUGUCCAGGUUUUUUUCUCUCCGUUUGUACAUACACUGUGUAUUCAAUGUGCCUUUCUAUGGUGUCUGAAUCCUCCCGUUCAGCCCAGCUCUAUUUAAAAAAGGUACAACUCUUGGACACCACUUGUCCUAACCCCUUGUGUGUGUGUGUGUGUGUGUAUAUAUAUUUUUAAAUGCUUGUCACUGACCCUGAAAAGAUGCAAAAUUCAUCAUUGUAAAUCUUCAGGACUUGUUUUUUGGAUUGGGCUUUUUAAAAAAGAAACUGGGGAAAAAAAAGAAAAAAACUGCAUUGAAGUUAUUGUACAAUGUUCUAGAUGUAUGAAUGUAAAAUAAAGGUAUUUGAUUUCUAUGUAUCAACACCAGA